This is a messenger RNA of Amyelois transitella, 2197 nucleotides long. RefSeq names its product O-acyltransferase like protein-like. Lineage: Eukaryota; Metazoa; Arthropoda; Insecta; Lepidoptera; Pyralidae. Gene Ontology annotation, molecular function: acyltransferase activity, transferring groups other than amino-acyl groups. The record is from RefSeq and is a predicted model, not a curated record.
AAAAAUGAAUUUAAGCAGUUUGUGUGCGAUGCUAGUGGUGGUGGCGGGCGCCGCCGCCAGGCUCGGGCUCCAGCGACCGAACCCAGCGUUCGACCAGCAGCUCUACGCAGAUGUUUUAGACCCAGAACUGUGCGAUCGACAAAUCAAAUAUUUGAGCUCGGAUUUCUUGCUCAGUCUGGCAUUUUUAGACGCUGGAAUUAGACUACCUAGAGGACUGUUGAGUAACUCAGUUGAUUUCGGGAAUUACUUUCAAUGCCUAGGGAUCGAAGAAGUAAGAAAUGAUUUAGAAAUCAGAGGAAAAUAUUGUAUGAUACAAGUACCAAUAAACCAAAUUUUGGAAUUAAUGGAUUACAAAUCUGAAGCAUUGGAUAAAGUAAUGAAUAAGGCUUUUGUAGCUCGCGGUGGAACUCUCCAGAUGUGGGAUGAUAUAAACGACCAAUUUGUCAAAAGGUCAUUAGAACCACGCAAUGAGCUCCCGGCCAACAACGUGCGCCUGGCGGUGUGCGUCCCCGCGCCGUGCUCCGCGGAGCGCGCGCUCUCGGCGGCGCCGUUCAACCCGUCGGCGGCCGGCUCGCGGCUCGCGGUCGAGGAGCUGUACUGCCGGCUGCGCGGCGACAAGCCGUGGAGUGCUGCGGACUACGUCGCCGUAACAUUACUUUCGUUCAUUGGUUUACUCACAGUACUUAGUACAUGUUACGAUUUGAACCACAUUUUGUUCAAAAGCGAGAUCCGAAGCAGGCUCACACACUGUACCGCUCGUUCUCUUUGUAUACGAAUGCGAAAAGGCUGACGACAUUUGCACCGAAUGAGAACAGCUUGCGAUGUCUCGACGGGAUCAGAUCCCUGGCGAUGCUCUGGGUGAUAAUAGGACACGCGUUCACGUCUGAAAAUGAAGUUGUCAACCUGCUGGAUAUGGUGGAGUGGGUGAUGUCAAGGAGGGGCCUGUGGGUGUCCGUGGCGCCGUACAGCGUCGACACCUUCUUCACGGUGGCCGGCCUGCCGCUGGUCUACACCACGGCCGGGAAGCUCACGCCGAAAAGUUUACUGAAGAACCUGCACCUGUUCUACCUGCACCGGUUGCUGCGGCUGUUCCCGCUGCUGGCGCUGGCGGCGCUGCUACAGGCGUCGCUGCUGCACCGGCUGCUGGACGGCUUGUGGGGCGCCGUGGCGCGGCAGGUGCACGUCUGCCGCGAGCACUGGUGGACCACGCUGCUGCACAUUCAGAACUACGCCACGCCGUCUACUAUGUGCCUGCCGCACUCGUGGUACGUCGCCGUGGACGUGCAGCUGCACCUCGCGUCCCCGCUGCUGCUCGCGUGGCUGCGCGGGCGCCGCGCGGCCUGGGGCGCGCUGGCAGCCGGCGUGGGAGCGCUCUACUCCACCACCACCUUUUAUAACGCUUAUAAAGACUUUGUACCUCAUAAUUUUGUUACCAGCCGGCCGAUGGAGGACUACCUGCCGAACUACUACUUCAACACGUUCACGCGAGCCCCGCCCUUCCUCGUCGGCAUGGCGUUCGGGUACUUGCUACACAUCUGGAAAGGACGGAAACCAAAUAUACACAUUGCAAUAGUGAUAAUGGCGUGGGCAUGCGCGCUGACGCUGCUCCUGCUGGUGUGGGUGGCGGUGUACGAGGUGAUGCAGCCGGCGUGGGGCGGCGGCGCGCUGGACGUGCUCAUCAACUCGUACGCGCGCUCCGCCUGGGCCGUCGCCAUCGGCUGGAUCAUCUUCGCUUGUGUCCAUGGAUAUGGAGGCCCGGUGAACUGGUUGCUGGACGUGUGGCUGCUGCCGGCGCGGCUCUCGUACGCCAUCUUCCUGCUGCACUACCCGCUGCAGUUCCUCGUCAACUCCACGGAGCUGGCGCCUGUGCACUUCCACGUUUUUCAGUAUACUUUCAAAUUUUUGGCGCAUACUGCGGUGGCGUUCAUCGCGGCCUUCUUCGCCUGCUUGUUAGUCGAUGCCCCGUUUUCUGUGCUGAUCAAACUCAUCAUGGGUGAAGGUGUAAAAAAACAAGCCACAACAGUCACAGAAGCCGACGCCACAGCAACAACAGACAAAGUGAUGGCCCAAGAAAUCUCUAAAAAUUAUUAGGAUUAUGUGCAAUAAGUAUACCUAAGGAUUUCGGUUGUAUAAAUGAUUGAUUUUUCAAAAGAAACCGUCGUCGUUUGUUAUAAGAUAAAUUUUUAAGUGUAAUAAA